Molecule: messenger RNA, 4560 nt
Organism: Zootermopsis nevadensis
Lineage: Eukaryota; Metazoa; Arthropoda; Insecta; Blattodea; Termopsidae
Product: organic cation transporter protein
Biological process (GO): transmembrane transport
Cellular component (GO): membrane
Molecular function (GO): transmembrane transporter activity
Source: RefSeq, a predicted model, not a curated record
CCCGGGAAAGUACCCCGGUACCCAUUGGAUAGGAGGCUAGAGGAAAAAUCCUCUGCCCCCGUCGGGGAUCGAACCCCGGUCGCAUAGUCCGUAGCCAGUCACUAUACUGACUGAGCUACGCCGGCUCAUGCAGCAUGCAAUCAUGUGAGUAUAAAUAUUCUGAUCUGUACACAACCUGUUUAUAGUGUUUCUACUGAUAUACUCAGUUUGCACCACUUUUAUAAAUAAUUGUAUUUAAAUUCAUUAACUGAAGCAAUUUGAAGACUGUCCCAAACAGAAAUCACUUGUGUGUCUGUUCUGUGUGAACUGACGAUGACAAUCCUAAUAAAAUGUAAAUGUUAUAAUAAAGUUUGAUUUCACGGCAAUUAGUCUGAAGAUGGCUGUCUUCUGGGUUGUUAGUAAACUUCUACCAGACUACACGGCACAACAGCCCAGAAGACUAGCCAUCUUUUGAUAUUAUAAACAUAAAAUUCCAGUUGACUAUAUUGGAAAUGAACCUGCAAGCCUUAAUGUAAUAAAUGUUAUAGAAGAAAGCAGACAGAGUUUAAUUUAACCGCUAGUAUUCUUCACUCUGAGAAAACAUUACUAUACUGUAAUUAUUUGAAAGGCUGAUAUAUAUGAGAGUUUUUAGCAGCGAUAUUUAGAUUUGAGGGUAAUUCAUGGUUUGCUGGCUCUAUGUGAGUAAAUCUCAUGAAAACUCACGAAAAACAAAGACAAGCGGAGGUUUCCAUACACCUUCCAUCGGUGCUUAGUACCAAGUUCCCACUUUCCGGCAUUACUGUCAAAGGAGGUAAACCCAGAGGAACGCCGUAUGAACACGUUAUCCCGAACGUGACAUGUAAUAAGCGAUUAAGGCAAGAUCGCAAGAAAAUCUUCGAGACUCGCGAGUUCACCAACGAAUCACAUACGACGUGGCCGAAGCCAACCAAUAACUUAAAAAUGCCAGAAACGCUGCCUCUAGUGGCACUCCCAGUGUUCGAGCUGUCCAGAAAUCGUUCACAUCCUACGAAUGCUUGAUCUUUGUGAACUGCUGAUUACAUCCUUGAACUUUGUGUUAUGUCUAGCUGAAAAGCAGCUGAGAUUUCUCCGACUGAAACCGUGGGUCAUUGUCGAUAAUUAAACAUCACAAUGUGUUCCCCAUUUAGGUGGGAUAUAGUCUACUUAUACUUGGCUUAAACGAUAAGAGAAGUCAGAACGUUAAGAACUUAUUUGUAGAUGAUGGAGUAUCCAGGAUUCAGAUCAAUCCGCACAAGUCUCGGCGAUAUCUGAUAUGUGACGUCAAAUAUUGUUAUCUAAGAACAUGACAACAGAUCCAGUUUGUAAUUAAUCAAUAAUUCGAACGGACGUAAAGGAAUUUAGAUCUCGACAUUAAAUAAAGAAAAAAAGCAAGACUUCAGUGUAAGUUCUAGCGUGAAGUGUGUGGAUGUGAAGUGAAGAACAAUUAUUAUCUAAAAAUCGCGACUUCAGCCUGGUGUAACCACAAGAUUGGUGAUGGGAAUGUCUGCUAAAAGAAGUACACUUAUUCUACAAAUACAUUGCCUGUGAUUUUGCAUACCUUAGUGUCUAUGUUGUUCAUUUACUGCAAAUGUAAAUCUACAUGAAUAGAUAAAAAAUGAAGCUGUGUGACAUCACACUUUGUUACAGAUAUAACGCCACGUGUUUUGUAAAUACCAAAUAGAUAGGGGAUAGAAAAAUAUACCGAGAUGAAUCCUAGCCUUCAUACACAAAUGACUGAUGUCAACGAAAUUAAAAUGCAUUUUCUUUCAUUUGCUUGUCUGUACUCCAGAAAAACAUGGACUUGGACGAAAUUCUGGAUGAAGUUGGGCAUUUUGGAAAAUUUCAAGCCGUCAACUACGCGCUUGUAGGAUUUCCAAUCUUGCUAUCUGCUGCGUUUGCACUCAGUUACGUGUUUACGGCCGGAGAUCUGGAAUACAGAAUGUCUCUGCCCUGCAGGUGCCGAAUUCCUGAGUGCGACGGUGAAGAAGAUUCCUUCUGCCCAAACUGGCUUCAGGAUGCGGUUCCUUUUGAGGGCCCUGACUCCCAGUCGCGUCCCGUUCGCUGUCUCCGGUACACACCCAGGAACAUAUCUACUCCCUUUGAUGAAGAAUGCUCGUCGGAUAUGUUCGACCGUAACAACAACGUUCGGUGUCAGGAAUGGGUGUACAACGGAGAGGAAACUACAAUUGUUAACGAGUGGAAUAUAACGUGUGAAGAGAAUGAGUGGAAACUGACGUUAGUGGGAACUGUUAACAACGUCGGCCAGUUCAUAGGCUUCCCCCUCGCUGGAUUCUUCUCCGACAGGUUGCUUCCUGAAUCAGUGAGAUGGCUUCUGGCCAUGGGGAAGAUUAAAGAAGCAAGAAACGUUAUUAUGAAAGCUGCAAAACGGAACGGAGUCGUCCUAUCAAGCGGUGCGCUCAACAAGUUCGAGAUGACGUCCCUGUCAGAAGGAAAAUCUGAGAGUCCUGAAGCUGAGAUAAAAUCUGCAAAAGAAGUCCUUAAGCAAGUUCUCCACUCCAAGAUACUGCUGCUGAGAGUAGUCAAUUGUUCCUUUUGUUGGGUUGCCAUCACAUUCGUAUUCUUCGGGCUGUCUCUCACAUCGGUGUCUGUCGGUGGCAACAAGUUCACCAACUUCAUACUGGUGGCGAUAAUUGAACUCCCAGCUUACAUUGUGUUCUACUUCACUAUGGACAGGUUCGGUAGGAAAUCUACGAUGAGCGUGUCUCUCAUACUAUCCGGCAUCAGCUGCAUCACCUUCGCCUUUGUUCCCACAGAUCUGGAAUGGGUACGGAUGCUUCUCUUCCUGAUGGGAAAAUUCUCUAUUACUAUAUCCUUCACCGUGGUGUACGUGUAUACCACCGAAAUGUUCCCCACGGAGCUUCGGAACUCGCUGCUUGGCGUGUGCGCGAUGGUCGGAAGGAUCGGUUCCAUGAUUGCACCACAGACACCGCUACUGGAGCGGUACCUGCAGUCUCUCCCUCUACUUCUGUUCGGCGGUAUGUCAAUCCUGUCUGGGCUCUUCUCUCUCAGUUUUCCCGAAACGCUUAAUUCGAAACUUCCCGACACUGUCAAAGACGCAGAAAACAUAGGUAACAAGGCUAGACGGACGAGGUAACACAAAUUCCCUGGCAGACAACAGCUUAAUAUCAACAUCUUCACUGAUGUGAGAACCUCAAUUCUCAUUAAACUUGAUAUUUGUUAGGACUAAUUUUCUUCACCACUUUAAUAAUUUCUGAGCUCAAGGAAUUCAUUACUUCUCACGGCUAAAUAAAUAACUCGUAGUCCUUGAAAGUUUAGAUUACGGGUGCCCACGAACCUGAACACACAACACUGCGUUUGCAAAAACCUGCCAUUUGUUUCACUUAAACCCAUUCAUUUCUCAUAAGGUCGAAUAACUUUGUCAGCAAUUUGCUCUUAAUUACCUUCAAUUUGUAUGAUGUCACUUAUCUUCUUUUCGAAACACUGUUACUUAACUUGCCUACAACUGAGAAUAUACUGUAUAGUCACAUUAUGCCACAUAACCUCUUGUUGCCUACUCACCUGACGCAAACCAACCACUUAAUAGUUUCUAUUCCCUAUUAGUGAACUCGCCAUUUUGACACAUAAUAACAAUGGUUGACCAUAUUAAAUAAUACUGUUAAGACAAACACUAAAAAUAUGAGGGCGUGUAAAUUACACAUACCUUUUGAAAUUUCAAAUUCCUGCAAAAAUGCCGUAAUACUUCUAUUGGCCAUUCGAAACUUCUCAAAAUCGAAGUCGUAAUGCUUACGAUCUAAUCAAAACUGCUUUCCUUUCACACGCGAAGUACUGGAGGUGAUUGGAAUCGUUACUUACUGUGUAUUGUAUAAUGAAGUACCGAAGUAUUAUUCUACAAGCAGUGAGGCAGCUUCUACUCGAUCUGUCAGAAUCUGAUCUUGCUGAGGCUGGUUUACUACCAUAUAUAAUUCAUACAGAUAUUUAGAGGUAACUGUAGAAUGCAAAAUAUUUAAUUAUGAACACAGCUAUUUCCAUUUAAAACGUUUAACUUCUAUGAAACAGCCUGGAAACUCCUGUACAUUAUGUAUGAAAGACCUGGUAAUAAGAGGUUAAAAUGACAUUCGGGUUAAUGCCACCAAAUAUGCUUGUUAGCUCUUCCACAAAAAGUGAAAAAUUGCAGUUGAAACCAAUAGAAAUAUAUAACACACACUGCAUAUAAUUUUGUGUGUGCAUGUGCUGAUAUGUCGUAUUUUAUAUUGAAAUGGAAACAAACAGUACAAAUGUAUACAUUAGGGAAUUGUAUUUUUUUAAGCACAACAGGCAGUGAUGAAAUGAUAACAUAUGAAUAAAAUAAAAAUAUAGGAACAAAAUUCAUGUAGUAGCUGUUAACCGUGCCAGAGGCACAGGUACAUAUCCAAUAUUCUCAGUGUACUAAAUAUAGUCUACAUGUCUCAUCAAAAAUACGAAUGUGUGCACUUGCUAACAGGAUGCAUCUUAUCAAUUACAACCAACUCUACAUGCAUAUAAAACAUGAUAAUAUAUUUUGAUGGUAAUAAAACAAAUAAAGUAUUUUACCAAAAUUCAUAA